This is a messenger RNA of Prorocentrum cordatum, 2330 nucleotides long. NCBI's taxonomy places the organism in Eukaryota, Dinophyceae, Prorocentrales, Prorocentraceae. The record is from the annotation of a GenBank genome assembly.
CAAAAGCCAUGCCGCCACUUGUGAGCAAGGCGGAGUGGGGCGCGCACCAGCUAAGCCAUUUGCCGUUCAGGUCGUGGUGCGAAAGCUGCGUCGCAGGCAAGGCCGCCGAAGACCCCCGCCGGCAGCUUGAGCAGGCCCCCGACGGAGCAACGCCGAAAAUGUGCAUGGAUUACUUGGCCUUCGCACAGAAGGCGGUGGAGAAGGAUAUGUACGCUGUAUUGAACGUGCUGGGCGCGAUGUCCGGCGCCCCUGUCUCAGGCAUGGUCAACCAAAAGGGCGGCGACGACUGCGCCCCGGCAGUUGCCCAUGAAGGAGUGCGCUACGCAGGCAGGACAAACUUGACCGCAUGUUGCGAUGGUGAAAAUGCUACCAACAAGCUUUGCGACAAGUUCUUGGGAACCCGGCCGUCGAGGCACACUGCCACGAAGGUCAACGCGCCGAAGGGCAGUCGUCAGGGCGCAGGGCUGAUUGAGCGCAGCAAUUACGAGGUUGAGAAGCAGUACAGGGCCGUGAAGCACAGGCUGGAAUCCGUCUACAAGCAGGCUUUCCCACUCAGCCACAAGGUGCAGCCCUGGCUGCCAUGCAACGGCGAGUUUGUCGAGUUCGGGGGGUGCGUCUACCACGAGAGCCGUUAUAGCGAAGUGGGCAAGGCGGACGACCGCUGGCACCUCGGUGUCUGGCUCGGGAAAUCCAUGCGAUCAGACGAGCACCUUGAGGUCAAGCCCCGCGAGGUGCACAUCACCCUCGACCGGAUCAUCCGCCUCGGCGCGACUCCCGGUUCCCCUGGCUGUCGCGCCCCAGGAGAGGCGAUACGCACAGCAGAGCGGCGGGGGAGGUUCGGCAAAUUCGUAGGAGCUGAAAGGGAGGACGCCGCCAGGCGGAAACAGGAGCGCGAGGGGGCGCAGCCGGCGGCGCCUGAUGCCGCGCAACGCGUAGCGGCACCCAAUGCCGCGCAGCCAGCAGCAAUCGCUGCUGCAGCACACCCGCCUGGAGCUGCACCACCUGGUGGUGCGCAAGUUGGCCGCCAACAUCAACAACAGCAGCUAGCUGUUGAGGGCCAGCAGCAGGCUGCGCCCCCGGACGCCCACGUGGGCGAAGCGCGAGCAGGCCAGGAUUCUCGCGACGUCGAGAUGGAGGGGGAGCCACAGGAAGACUCCCAGGCAAAGAGGUCCCGGCUAAUCGCCGGCCUGCCGACUCUCCACGAGCCAGCUGUAGUGGCAGCUUCUUUUGGGACGUGCGCGUCUGUCCUGGCAGCGGCACCUGAUGCCGACAACAGCGACCCGCAGGCAUGUUCUGCGCAGAUGGAGUGGGACAAGGACUACUUCUCGACCGAAGCAGGCAUCAAGCUGGAACCCAAGAAGGUGGGCAACAUCAUGCGCAAGCACUUCGAAGUGAAGAUCUUGCCUCGAAUCGGCCCCCUGGAGUUCGGCGGACAGGCGGCGACUGGAAACCACUUGAAGAGGACGAUCCGCUGGACCAUAUCCGGUUUUGAGCGGGAGUGCGACCCGCAGCGCAUCCUCGAUCUCGCCGUGCUCCAGGGGUUCACGCCAGGUGCGUCCAAGGGAGUGAGCACGCCGGCGUCCAAAGACACUGGGAAGGGCGACGGAGACGUCCACGAUCCCCUUGGGAGGGACGACGCUGUGCUCUUCAGGACAGGAGCGUGGGCGCUACAGUACCUCGCAGAGGACACGCCCACGGUUAAGUUUGCAGCUUCUGGGAUCAUGGAGGGGAUGGCGGCGCCUCUCAAGAUUCACCAGAUGAGGCUGGCACGCUGCAGCCGGUGCCUGUUGGAUCACCCAGGAGAAGUGUGGCUCUUCGACUACCAGAAGAUGCCGUCAUCGCUCACGGAGCACUGCGAUUCCGACUGGGCAGCAUACCGGGAGGCGAGAAAGAGCGCAUGUUGCGUCUCCGAGAGUUUCGGGAAGCACUUGCGCGAUGUAAGCCUGUCGAAACAGAUUCUCCUAGCUCUCUCGAGUGGGGGGGGGGCGGAGUUUUAUGCUAUCAUCAAAAGCACAGCACAGGGCGCGCAGACGAGCCAGGUGAUUUCAUCUUUCACUGGCCGCAAGUGCAGCAUAGAUGUUUUAAGCGACUCGUCAGCAACACGGGGAAUUUGCAACCGGCAAGGAAGCGGCAAGGUGAGGCACUUGUCCGCCAAGGACGUCAGGGUGCAAACACUAUUCCGGGACAGCCGCGGUAAGUUUAUGCAGGUUGAUGGAGAAGUCAACUGGGCAGACCUUGGUACGAAGGCACAUGCACAGGCUCGCUUGCAGCAGCUAGUAGACAUGACGCCACUGAGGAGGAACGAGCCCUUGAGGAGCGAAAGGGCUUGA